Molecule: messenger RNA, 3011 nt
Organism: Cryptomeria japonica (Japanese cedar)
Lineage: Eukaryota; Viridiplantae; Streptophyta; Pinopsida; Cupressales; Cupressaceae
Product: wall-associated receptor kinase 17
Exons: 4
Coding region: 93-2492 (799 amino acids)
Biological process (GO): cell surface receptor signaling pathway; protein phosphorylation
Cellular component (GO): plasma membrane
Molecular function (GO): protein serine/threonine kinase activity; calcium ion binding; polysaccharide binding
Source: RefSeq, a predicted model, not a curated record
CUGAUAUUUAUUUCACACGGCUUUUCAUUCUUUAAAGGUCUUCGUUUUUUGUUGUCUUGAUUAUUAAGCAGACGGUUUUGCUCAGUGAGAAAAUGUUGUUGCAAAUGCAAAUGGAUUUCGAAGUUGUUCUUCGCUCUGUAAUUUGUAUCUGUUUGGUGGGCUUUACUGUCGCACAAUGUGCUCCUGAAAUCUGUGGAUCUAUGAAUGUGAGCUAUCCUUUUUGGAUUAAAAAUUCUGAUUGUGGAUACCCUGGUUUUCAGAUCACAUGUAGUAAGAGCAAUUCUACUGGGAAUCUCACUCCCUUCUUUACUGCAUAUCUAGGUGAUUUUACUCAGCAGCAUCUUCCAGCCUACGAUUACGAGAUUAUGGAAAUCGAUUACAAAGGUCAUCUUAUCAUAAAUUCCACUUCUAUCAAAACCUAUUCCUGUAAUAGAAGCACCAGUGCGUCAAGCUUCUUUCAACCACCUCAUGGUGGGCCAUUCGCUAUUUCCAUGUCCAAUAAGUUCGUGGUUAUUGGCUGCAACAGCUUUGGUACCUACGAAUUUGGAAAAUGGGGAGACGCCAGAUGUGUAUCAACAUGUGUCUUUCAAAGUGAUCCACAAUAUUGUCGCUAUGGCUGUUGUGAAAUCACCCUUCCAGAUAAUUAUAUGUGGUUAAAUUUCACGGGUGGAGGUGUGUUUGGUUUGCGCAAUUCUACAACCAACAAAUAUGAUAGAAAGUGUGGCUUCUCCACCAUCAUGGAGCCCUCUACCUUCAGAGUGGUGGAUAAUGAAACAAAUCUCUUUUGGGGAGAAGGCUUUAAGGCAUACUAUGGUCUUCGCCUUAGCUGGGGAAUCAGCCUUCAGAAUUGCUCCAUGGCCAAGGCAACAACCAAUUAUUCUUGCUCGUCCAACGCAGAAUGCUUUGACUCCCCUUCUGGAGUAGGACACGUAUGCAGAUGCCUUCCUGGAUAUGAAGGAAAUGGUUACUCUAAUGGCACAGAUUGUACAGACAUAGACGAAUGCAGUCGUAAAGGGUUGAAUUUGUGCUUUGGGGCAGAGGAGGGAGGAAUGUGCCAUAAUUUUGCAGGUUCUUACAAAUGUUCGUGUGCAAAGGGAUAUAAAGGAGAUGGUUACUCCAAUGGCACUAAUUGCAGAGACAUAGAUGAAUGUCGUCAAAAAAUGAGUCCAUGCGUUGGAGAAGAGGAAGGAGGAAUAUGUCAUAAUUUGCCAGGUUCGUACAAUUGUUCGUGUGCAAAAGGCUAUAAGGGAGAUGGCAUCAAAAGAGGGUCAAAGUGCAAGCCCGAAAGCUCAAAUAAAACCGUCAUGUUUGCGGCUAUAGGUUCUGUUUCCACAUUCGUUGGAGUUUGUUUAGCAGCGUGUGGAAUAUUCUGGUGUUUGAGAAUGCGUUACCUGAAACAUGCUAGGGAUGAGUACUUCCGAUGCAACGGAGGUUUCUUGCUGGAGAGAAUCCUCGCAGAAAAGGGAAAGCAAAAGGAGGGAAAAAAUUUCAGGAUUUUUUCUGAAAAUGAGCUUAAAAGGGCCUCUAGAGAUUAUUCAGAUGAGAUGAAGCUAGGAAGCGGUGGGUCAAGCACUGUAUACAAGGGCAUCCUUUCAAAUGGUACACCUGUUGCUAUUAAAAAGUUCAAGGAAUUUCCCAUUGGUGUAGAAUCUGAGGAAUCCAUGAAGCAGUUUAUCAAUGAAAUUGUGAUUCUGUCAGGUCUUCACCACAAAAACGUGGUGAGCUUGGUGGGAUGUUGCUUGCAAACACAGUCUCCUGUUCUAGUAUACGAAUUUGUUGACGGGGGAACGAUUUCUCAUCAGCUACGUGCCGGCCAUUUGACUUGGCAGAGUCGUCUCCAGAUUGCAAUGGGUAGUGCAGAUGCUUUGGCAUAUUUGCAUUCAGAAUUAGAUCGCCCAAUUAUUCACCGUGACGUGAAAUCAUCAAAUAUUCUUCUGGACAAUACGGUCACUCCAAAAGUUGCAGAUUUUGGUAUAUCUCGCCUUCUGUGUGGGAAUGAUACACACCUCAUCACCAAUGUAAUGGGCACAUGUGGUUACAUGGAUCCUGAAUACUUUGACACAGGCACGCUUACUGACAGAAGCGAUGUCUACAGCUUCGGCGUAUUCCUGGCAGAGCUUCUCACGGGUCGAGAACCCUUGUCUCCUGGAAGACCUCCACAGGAAAUUGUCUUAUCUAAGCUUUUUCUUUUCAAAUGCAAGGACAACAGCUUGACUGAUAUUUUGGAUCCGAUGGUGAAGAAUGAAGACAACCAGGAUCAGAUGACUGCUGUGGCAAAUUUAGCUAGAGAAUGUCUUUCUCAAGAAGGAAGUGGAAGACCGUCCAUGAGAGAGGUGAAGAUGAAGCUUGAGCAGAUAGGAGGUUCAACAAGACUAGUCACAUCGAUUUCAUGUUUAAAUGUCCUCAACGACCAAAUUUCAAGUGGGACUCAAAGUGGGUCAAUGAAUUCAUUGUUUCAGCUGACAGAGAUGUCUAGGAUUCAUGGACGCUGAUCUAGAUCUAGUAUUAUAAUGUUUAUGGGAUGCUUCUACCAGCACGAGCUCAAGAUAGUUGAAAUAUCGAAGUAUUGUUAUGGGGGGUUCUUUUAAAUUAGGGAGCUCGGGAGUAGUAUUUGUAAUAUGGGGGGUUUUGGUGUUUUUUUUUUUUUUUGGGGGGGGCAGGUGGGGAGUUUUGGGUUUUUAUCUGUGGAAAUGAAAAUGGGCUGCCAUUUUUAGUGUGGUGAAAUUGAAUGACUGCCAUUUUUAGUGUGGUAAAAUUGAAUGACUGCCAUUUUUAGUGUGGUAAAAUUGAAUGACCGGCAGGCAUUCAGUUACACUUAUAUAGGUUGUUUCUAGUGGCAACAUUAUCUAUGUCAUUGACUGAAAAGUAUGGUUUAUUAUUUUGAAAUGAUGCUUGUGAAAUUAUUGAUAGAAGUUGUAUGAUCUUAAAUACAAAUUAAGUAUAAACCAUAGGGUCACUUAUAAUUUGAAGGAUAACUUGUAAAUAGGAAAAUCAUUUGCAUGAAAAUUGGU